Messenger RNA from Cornus florida, 4154 nucleotides. Its product is annotated as pentatricopeptide repeat-containing protein At4g31850, chloroplastic. NCBI's taxonomy places the organism in Eukaryota, Viridiplantae, Streptophyta, Magnoliopsida, Cornales, Cornaceae. The record is from RefSeq and is a predicted model, not a curated record. Gene Ontology annotation, molecular function: protein binding. The transcript has 2 exons. The coding region runs from base 343 to 3681 and encodes 1112 amino acids.
AAGAAAGAGAAAAAAUCUAACAUUGUGUAAUAUUGAUGUCAUUACAAAACAUAACAUGUAAUAAUGCUCGUCAUACGAGAGACGCCAUAGAACUCAAAAUAUCCAAAAGCAGCCAACAACGGAUACUUCUGUCCACGAAGUCCUCGUUUAACCGAUAAAACCUCUCUCAUUCUCUCUCUCUGAAAUUGGUAAGCAUACAAACCCAUCUUUGUUUCUACAUUAUUUAGUUUUCUCUUACGCAAUUCAACAAACAACAAUCAUGCAUAGCACCAAAGAUGUCUAAUUUAUAUGCACUUCACAGCUUUAUGUUCAUUGAAUUGAAUUGUUUAUGAUAAUUCAUAUAUGGCUGUGAUUAUACUCUGCUCCUCAAGGAUUUGCUGUAGUAAUUUUCAGUAUACUGCUGUAAGUGAUAGUAAACCCUUUGCUUCUACUUGUAAUGGGUCACUAGGAGGAAGAAAUUUUGGAAAUUUGAAGGUAUUGUCAUUUGGGUCUAAGGUGAAUUGGAAGAAACAUAGGAAAAAACAUGUGGGUGUCAAUGGGUUUCUGGUGAAAAGUUCACAUGAUGUGAUGGUGGUGAAUGGGAAGCCCAAAAAUGGCAUGUCUUCUGAGGAAGUUAUUCGGGUUUUAGAGUCGAUUUCGGACCCAAUUGGGGCAUUUUCGUUUUUCAAGUCAGUUGCUGAGCUGCCCAGUGUUUCUCACACCACUGAAACCUGUAAUUACAUGCUUGAGCUAUUGAGGGUUCAUCGGCGGGUGGAUGAUAUGGUGGUUGUGUUUGAUUUGAUGCAAAAGCAAAUCAUAAAUAGGAAUUUGACUACUUAUUUGACGAUAUUUAAGGUCCUUCAUGUAAGGGGAGGGAUUCGCCAAGCCCCAUUUGCGCUUGAGCGGAUGAAGAAAGCCGGGUUUGUUUUAAAUGGCUAUUCAUACAAUGGGUUGAUCCAUUUGCUGCUUCAAUCAGGGUGGUGUAAGGAGGCCUUGGAGGUUUAUAGAAGAGUGGUCUCAGAAGGGAUUAAGCCUAGUCUGAAAACUUACUCUGCGCUUAUGGUAGCGUCCGGGAAGAGAAGGGACAUUGGAACUGUCAUGGGUUUGUUAAACGAGAUGGAAAGCUUGGGUUUGAGGCCAAAUGUGUACACCUUCACUAUAUGCAUUAGAGUACUUGGGAGGGCUGGGAAAAUUAACGAAGCUUGCAGCAUAUUAAAGAGAAUGGAUGACGAGGGUUGUGGACCUGAUGUCAUUACCUACACAGUUCUCAUUGAUGCUCUUUGUAAUGCAGGAAAACUUGAUAGUGCUAAGGAAGUGUUUAUAAAGAUGAAAUCUAGCAGUCAAAAGCCUGAUAGAGUGACUUAUAUCACUUUAAUGGACAAGUUCAGUGACUGUGGGGACUUGGACACAGUAAGAGAAUUUUGGAGCGAGAUGGAGGCUGAUGGUUAUGCUGCAGAUACUGUUACUUUCACAAUACUUGUUGAUGCUUUAUGCAAAGCCAGGAAGGUUGACGAAGCAUUUGUUACAUUGAAUUCCAUGAGAAAUCAAGGGAUCUUGCCUAAUCUUCAUACUUAUAAUGCGUUAAUUGGGGGGCUUUUGAGAGUAAAUAGAUUGGAUGAAGCACUAGAACUUUGUAAUAGCAUGGAAUAUCUUGGUGUUGAACCUACUGCCUACACAUACAUCCUCUUCAUCGACUAUUAUGGAAAGUCUGGAGAGCCUGAAAAUGCUCUUAAAACCUUUGAGAAGAUGAAAGAUCGUGGAAUUGUUCCUAAUAUUGUUGCUUGCAAUGCAUCUUUGUAUAGUCUUGCAGAAAUGGGUAGGUUUGGGGAGGCGAAAAAUAUUUUCAAUGGACUUAAAAAUAGUGGGCUUGCUCCGGACUCGAUAAGUUACAACAUGAUGAUGAAGUGCUAUAAAAAGGCAGGGAAAAUAGAUGAAGCCAUUCAGUUACUCUCUGAAAUGAUGGCAAGCGGCUGUUGCCCAGAUGUUGUUAAUAUCAAUUCUUUGAUCGACACACUUUAUAAAGCUGAUCGGGUAGAUGAGGCAUGGGCAAUGUUUUACAGAUUGAAGGAGAUGAGACUUUCUCCAACGGUUGUAACCUUCAACACAUUACUAGCUGGAUUAGGGAAAGAAGGCAGAGUCCAAGAGGCCAUUGAAUUGUUUAAUAGCAUGUCUAAGCAUCACUGCCCUCCGAACACAAUUACUUUCAAUACACUUCUAGAUUGUCUUUGCAAGAAUGAAGAGGUUGAUUUGGCCCUGAAGAUGCUCUAUCAGAUGACAGGAAUGAAUUGCAGUCCUGAUGUUUUUACUUUUAACACUGUCAUUUAUGGACUGGCUAAAGAAAACAGAGUUAGUGAUGCAUUCUGGUUCUUCCAUCAGAUGAAGAAAAUACUCUACCCCGAUUAUAUAACUUUGUGCACCCUGCUUCCUUGCGUUGUGAAAGAUGGUCGGAUUGAAGAUGCUUUCAAAAUCAUUGAGGACUUCACUCAUCAGGAUAGGAAGCAGACAGACAGCCAUUUUUGGGAAGAUAUUGUGGAAGGGAUUUUGAGUGAAGCUGCAUUAGAAGAUUCCAUUUUGUUUGUUGAGAGAUUGGUGUCAGAUGGAAUUUGCAGAGACCAAUCAGUCAUGGUACCUCUUAUUAGGGUAUUGUGCAAGCAUAAGAAAGCCAUUGAUGCUCAUGAGCUAUUUGUCAAGUUUACAAAAAGCUAUGCAGUUCAACCAACCCCGGAAGCAUAUAAUCCUUUAAUUGAGGGGCUUCUUGAUAUUCAUCUUACUGAAAUGGCUUGGAAUCUUUUUAAGGAUAUGAAAGAUGCUGGUUGUGCUCCAGAUGUUUUCACCUACAACUUUUUGCUUCAUGAUCUCGGGAAGUCUGGGAGAGUCAAUGAACUUUUUGAACUCUAUCAAGAGAUGCUCUCCAGGGGAUGUAAGCCUAACACCAUAACUCAGAACAUACUCAUCUCCGGUCUUGUGAAGUCUAAUAGUAUAGAAAAAGCCAUAGAUUUGUACUAUGAUCUUAUGAGUGGAGAUUUCUCUCCGACUCCUUGUACUUACGGUCCUCUCAUAGAUGGUCUCUUGAAGCUGGGAAAAUUGGACGAAGCUAAGAAUUUCUUUGAGGAGAUGAUUAAUUAUGGGUGCAAACCGAACUGUGCUAUCUACAAUAUUCUUAUAAAUGGAUUUGGGAAAAUGGGUGAUGUGGAAACAUCUUGUGAGUUGUUUGAUAGGAUGCUUAAAGAGGGAAUAAGACCAGAUUUGAAGUCCUACACUGUUCUUGUAGAUUGCCUCUGCAUGGCGGGGAAAGUGGAGGAUGCUAUGCACUACUUUGAGGAACUAAAGACAAGUGGCCUUGAUCCUGAUUUAAUAUCUUAUAACCUUAUGAUUAAUGGCCUUGGAAGAUCUAAAAGAGUAGAUGAAGCUCUCUCCCUUUUUGAUGAGAUGAGGUGUAGACGGAUCAGUCCUAACCUUUACACCUACAAUUCCUUGAUACUCAAUCUCGGGAUUGUUGGAAUGGUAGAGGAAGCAGGGAAGAUGUAUGAAGAACUCCAACUUAAGGGCCUUAAACCUAAUGUCUUCACAUAUAAUGCUCUCAUUCGAGGGUAUAGCGUGUCAGGGAAUCCUGAUCGUGCAUUUGCAGUCUAUAAGAAGAUGAUGGUUGGGGGCUGUAGCCCCAACACUGGCACAUUUCAACAGCUUCCUAAUCAAGCUUGACAAUUUUGAGGUUCUUCAAGGGACAAGGGCUGCUCAUUGUACUUCAGAAUUUUGUACUCAAGGCAUACUAGGGGUUCGUUAGCCUGAUUGUACUUUCUUGCCACGGUCAUGAAAAUUUGCAUUCUGAGGCUGCUCAUUUUAUAUGAGGUGGACCUAGAUGCAUCUGCAAGGUCGGGUGGUGAUAUUGCUACCUUGUUUCAACUCACGAAACAUUCCAUGGAAACCGGUCCAGGGCAAUUAAGGUGUACUUUAUGUCCACGAGGAUGUAAAUAUUCGAUUAUUGUAAAUCAUACCCUUUAGCUUCUGUUGUGUAGCAUCAAUCCAAAUGUGUAAAUGCCACCUUGAUUCAUCCUUGUUCAAAAUUUUAUGGAUUAGGUUAUCAGUAAAUCUGGAAUAGCAGUUCAAUUUGUAACAACAUGCUUCUAUACAAUCAGUUCUGUACCUAGAUAUAACAUGAUUUGUAUUGUGAAUAA